Cuscuta europaea is the source of this 640-nucleotide messenger RNA. The record is from the annotation of a GenBank genome assembly. NCBI's taxonomy places the organism in Eukaryota, Viridiplantae, Streptophyta, Magnoliopsida, Solanales, Convolvulaceae.
CCUGGACUCUCGGAAAAAUGCGGUGAAAAAGUGAAAUCUGAACAAGCUAGCAUUUUGAAUUGGAAAGUUGUUGGGUUUUUCCACUAUUCUUCUUUGAAGGAACUAGUAUUCACCGAUGAGCCUUUAGAAGAAACGGAUGAUGAGAAGGUUGGUGAAGAAGAAGAUCAAGAAGAUGAAAAUGAAGAAGAAGGUGAUAGUCAAGUAGAAGAUGAGGAUGUAAAACUUUUUCGCAAAUUGAAGGUGUUGGAAGAAUUUUCAAAAAAAAAGGAUGAAAUUGAAGGGUUAAUGAGAAGUGUUAGAGGCAUUGAGGCCACACUUGGUGAGGUCAAAGACAUGUUAUCUAAGGAGAUGGGGUUGGUUCUGCAUGCCAAACAGGAGGUGUCCACUGAAGAGAAGGAAGUGCCCGUUGUCAGCAAGGAUAGUGUGAAGCAUGAUUCCAAGCACUAUAAUGUGAAGCCUGAUUCUGUUCAAGAUAAUCAGUGUACUUAGCAUGACAUGCCGGAAGUGGACAUCGAAGAGAAGGCUCAGAAAGAGGAUGAAGUCCAAAGUGGAGAGCCUGAUUUGAAGCAUUAUUCCAUUGAAGACAUGCAGGGAAGCCAGCAUGGCACUCCGAACGUGCAUGAGUCUCAUGAAGAUGAUC